AUGCCUCCAAAGAAGCCGCCCUUGCAGGCCGACCCAGCAGCGGUCGCGAAAGGGUUGAAAGAUGGAUACGACUGGUUCGAGGCCAACUUUGGGCAGGCCCUCGCCUCUCCCCAGGACCUGGACCUGCCAGCAUCCACCACUGUUACCCAUACUCCCAUCUCGAAGACCAUCGACGAGGACCAGGACGAGGACGCCGAUCUGGUCUUCUUGACGGAUCUGAUCGAGGCUGACAGGCUGGACGCAGCAACGGGGGACUCUGAGGAUAUAGACGUGAUCAGAGUCAAGGAGGGGGAAUUCGAGGAUGUGGACGUGAUCGGAGUCAAGGACAUUUCCACAUUCGAUUUCGAAGCCAAGAUCAAGGCGUUGAACCACGACGCUGUGCAGUGGUUGGACCAGGCCGAGACGACUGAGGAGGGGCGUCAGAUGGCGAAGAAGGCAUAUCCUACUGUGUGCAGACUCAUGGCCAACCACCCGGCUUUUGAUAUCAAUGAGGACGGCAUGCUUGUCAAGACCACGGCAUUCCACUCAUCGUUCCCGGAAGCGCUCCUCCUCAUUGACCACCGCCGAAGCUUGCAGUUAUAUGAGCAUCUCCAUGCAGUCGCUUUCUCGCUGAACCCCAAACUUGGACGAGCCUACAGCAACCUAGAUCCCAACACGUACUUGACAUCGACCACGUUGCUAGACUGCGGCAUCGAAGCGGAGGAAGGACCAGGAAUCUACACGUACUCGUGGGCCAAGGUUCCCAAGAAUUACAUUGGCAAAUCCGUCCAUCCUCGCAAGAGGCUAGAUGAACAUCGGAGGGGAGCAGCGUCGACCGGUGUCAAUCGCUACGUUCGCUAUGCCAAAGAGACCUGGCCUGUCGCUACGUGGAAAACCGCUGUCAUCUUGGUGUUUCCUCCGGACUGCCCUCAGGGAAUCCUCAGCGCUAUGGAGACUUCGGUCAUCGCUGUUCACGGGUCCACUCUUCCACCAUCGCCUGCUCAGCUCAACAUCGUCGAUAGACUUCGCCUGGUCCGCAGUCCCAUGUCCGACGUUCAACUGGCUCAACUCUGUCAGCUCGUCGCCGAGAAUCAAGCACCUCCCGUUCCAUUGAGUGACAAGGAGACGUGGUACAAAUCCUUUGAGAAGUUGAAUGGGAUCAACGUCAAACCCAUCCACCUUCUGCGGUUGAUGCGUAUGCCAACAGAUCUCGCUUUCGAUCGGACUAACUGGAAGAUCUCGGGGGGUUUAUUGGAGGAGAAAGUCAGGUUCCACCGUAUGCUGGUUAGCAAGGGACUUAGCAAAGCUAUCUACCCGAGGCGUAUCGCCCAGGGCAUGCAGUACGAGCAGUACGAGCGGAAGGGCAAAACGAGUACAGAUACCAACAAGUAUCCGUUGGCUGGCGUCCGUCUGUUUGUUGGCGACCAACCCCCGCUGGAUGUCAGCUGGGAAGACCAGCCGGAAGAGGAGGAUAGGGCCGAUUAUAUACGCAUCUCUAGGUCGAGAAUCAAUAGCGCGUGGCAUGCAUGUCAUGCGCCGUGCGCCAAAGGCCGCUCGCCUGCUCCCAAAACGUGUAGUCGCGGCCUCGGCCGAGGCGGUCGACGUUGCGGGAAGGCGAGCGAGCGGGUGACCUUAUGCGCUGCGGCUCACUCUGUAUUGUUAUUCGUUGUGGCUGAGCACUCUACGGACCUCGAUGAUCAUUUUCAUGUUCUGCCACUGUUUGACAGGCGUACUCUAGUUUUUCAAGAUCCUCAAGCCACUUGGCCGCGCUUUGGUUUACUGGGUCUGAGGCAUCAGACUGCCGACCACUUGUACCAUAUUAUCAUACGACUCAAUGUCCCGAUACAGGAUCGCUAUACAGGUUCAGGUCGAGGGCUGCGGCCAACGAUCUCCACGAAGAAGAUUGAGCUUCACAGUACCGCCAUCAUCGGCCCAUUCGAAUCACUCACAGUGCUAUCGCGUGUGUCUAGUAUCCCAGCGUUUGACCUAUUGGCCCGUCUCCGGAUGUCACGCACGCCUGGUUCGAAAGCCAUGUGGGCGAUCUCAGGCCAGCAAAUUGCCUGGGCCGCUCAGCGAGCACGACGUUUGAAUAAUCUGAUGAAGAAUGUCAAUCGAGUCUUCAUGCGAUUGACCAAAGGCUAUCAAACACCCGCCAAAUCUUCGACAAUCGGCAAAAUGCCACCAAAAUCCAAGGCCAAGGUCAUCGAAGAUCUCAAGAAGCUCAGCGAACAUUGCGAGGCCCACCGUAACAAAGCCGCUAAUUGUAGCGAAUUCUCAAGCACGGGCGAGCCUGACCUUCCUGAAGCGGUAGCACUGCUGUGCGUAAUGAAGAGUAGUGGAACCGACUAUGUACAUGGCACCCGAAGACCGAAUAUCCACUACAAGUUCAACGAAGGGGAUUACGAUAACAUGGAGGAGUUGAAUACCGCUGCCAGAUCACGGGUUAUAGAACGUAUCGAGAACGUCUUUGGCCCCCACGGCUACAAUAUUCCCAUGCCGGCAGUGCGUUACUGUAUACACCAUGGCCCCCACAACUCGAUCCAUCAACUAGCGAGGGCAUGCAUGAUGCUGGAGAUGACCCACGAGCCCUCGUCUGAAACGGCGUAUGCAACCUGCAAGGACGACUUCUUGGAUCCAUCCCUCGAUGACUCUGAAGCAGGAGAACAGAAGAAGCCGGCCAGUGCUACCGGGACGACUGUAUUUUCUGAGGACCAGGUCAACACAGGAUGUGCCACUUUGCGACGUAUUUGCGGUUAUUUUGGAAUGUCGUCAAUCCAGUUUGGAAGAUACAUCCUUGUUGGUAAUCGGGAUCAGUACAAGGACCAUAUCAAAGGAGCUUCGACAUAUGCUAUUCUCUACGACAUCGGAUUAUUGCCACGAGAUGAUGCCUCGGCAGCAUGUUUGGCUCCGAACGCCCUGGUAACUGCCGUUGCUACAAAAUUUCUGCGAGACGAGGUUGUCCGCUUGGCAUUUGAUCUGGCCGCAGCCGAUUUUCUAGGUCAAUACAGAAGCUCAGUGAGGGAUCCCAUCGGAAAUCCUACCCACUAUCACGCGCUUCGAAAUGCGAUCAUGGCAAGCAAAGGCUAUGACAGUUGGGCGGACUUCAUCACGGAUGCAAGACGAGACCAGUACAUCGUACAAUCCCAGCAACAAGAUAUAUUUUCAAGGACAUUCCGUGAUCUUCCCGACAUUCUGCACUCCUAUGGAGAGUUCAACUCGGCAAUGUCAAGAUUCAUCCAGAAGGCUUGUCGUCUGCCUCCACUCACCCUUCAAUACUCAACCUUAGAUAUGGAGAUCGUUGACAGAUACUGGCUUGGCGGAUACUCGGCAGCGCACGCUCUAUGGCGGCUCAGCAUUCUGACUGGCAAGCAGGAAAUCAGAAUGCAGCAAUUUCUGGUCUAUUAUGCCAAGCGAUGGACCUUUGGUGCAGAUGGACGGCGAGUGAUUGACAAUCGGGUCCAGGCCAAGCAACAGGUGGGUAUUUCUCCCUACCAAGGGUCUCUAGUAUGUUAUUGA
Molecule: messenger RNA, 3495 nt
Organism: Filobasidium floriforme
Lineage: Eukaryota; Fungi; Basidiomycota; Tremellomycetes; Filobasidiales; Filobasidiaceae
Exons: 18
Coding region: 1-3495 (1164 amino acids)
Source: RefSeq, a predicted model, not a curated record